AUGACAAUGUAUCAAACACCAUUGGAAGUCGUGAAUACUCUUCGUGAUCAUAUUGUAUCGUCGUCGACAUUUUGUAACCGAGAAGAGUUUCUGGAGACAUUAGAAAAUGUUCAGAAUAAUUUGUCGAAUGAUGGAAAUACUAGUAUCGAUAAUUGCCAUGUCAUUCGAUGUAUAAAUCUCGAAGGAUUUGAUGGAGUUGGUAAGACAACGCUAGCCAACAAACUCGCACAGAAUCCCGGUUUUAGUCUUUUGCCCACACUACCAGAUAGUAUACGUCCGUUUCGUGCCUAUUUCGAUGCACAAAACGAAUAUGUGAGGCGUAGUUAUUAUUCUUUGUGUAAUAUAGUCGCGUCUCAUAAACUUGCAUCAUCUUCUCAUACAACUGUAUGGGUUCUUGAUCGAUAUUGGCCAUCAACCAUCGCCUAUCAACUUGCUCAUCAAGAUAAUCUUGAUUUGGCAUCAAUUGAAAAUCCUCUUCCUUGGCCUAAUCAUCUUGUACGACCUUCCUAUGUUGUCUACUUGUAUUUGAACGAGGACAAGCGGCGUGGACGCAUCGCUCAGCGACACUCGCAAGAGCCAAUGGAUCCCGAAGAACAACAACUGGCAUCUGACAAUACAUUUCGAGAGCGGCUCGAUGCAAUAUAUCGUCGUGUAGAGAAUAUUCACUCGAUUGAUGCUGAUGCAACGACCGAUGAAAUGGCGGAAACAAUACUUCAAGGAUUCAAAAAUAGCUAG
Messenger RNA from Rotaria socialis, 735 nucleotides. NCBI's taxonomy places the organism in Eukaryota, Metazoa, Rotifera, Eurotatoria, Philodinida, Philodinidae. The record is from the annotation of a GenBank genome assembly.